AGCGGCUCCGGGGCUGCGGAGGCGCUGGGGGCCCAGCUGCAGCGCCAUGUGAGCGGGACCGGGUACGGGCGCUCCCCGGGGGAGGUGUGACCUGUUUUCCCCCUCCCCCGGGUGACCGGAAGGCUGCUCCCACCCCAAGACUGCUGGAGAGACAUGAAUAAAAAUAAGGGCCAACGAUCAGUGGUGCUAGGGGCCCUGUUUGCGCUCAUCACCGUCCUCAUCCUCUAUAGCUCCAACAGCGUCAACGACGUCUUCCCCUAUGGUUCUCUUCGAGGCCGCUUCCACUGGACAUCCAACCUGAAGAAGUGGUCCAUUGCUGACAGCUAUGUCCCAGUCCUUGGCAACAAGACACUGACCUCCCACUGUCACCAGUGUGUGAUCAUCACCAGCUCAAGCCACCUUCUGGGCACGAAGCUGGGACCAGAGAUUGAACGGGCAGAGUGUACCAUACGCAUGAAUGAUGCACCCACCACAGGCUAUGAGGUGGACGUGGGUAGCAAGACCACCUUUCGAGUUGUGGCUCACUCCAGUGUUUACCGUGUUCUACGGCGGCCCCAGGAGUUUGUCAAUAAGACACCGGAGACCGUGUUCAUCUUCUGGGGACCCCCCAGCAAAAUGCAGAAACCCAAUGGCAGCCUGCUCCACGUCAUCCAGCGAGUGGGUCUUGCCUUCCCCAAUAUGGCUGCCUAUGCCGUCUCGCCCACCCGCAUGCGGCAGUUUGAUGACCUCUUCCGGGGUGAGACGGGCAAGGACAGGGAGAAGUCUCGAUCCUGGCUGAGCACAGGCUGGUUCACCAUGGUAAUUGCUGUGGAGCUAUGUGACCGGGUCCAUGUCUAUGGGAUGGUGCCGCCCACCUACUGCAGCCAGCGGCCCCAGCCCCGCCGGAUGCCCUAUCACUACUACGAGCCCAAGGGGCCAGAUGAAUGCAUCACCUACAUCCAGAAUGAGCACAGCCACAAGGGGAAUCACCACCGCUUCAUCACUGAGAAGAAGGUUUUCUCCUCCUGGUCUAGGGCCUACAACAUUACCUUCUCCCAUCCUUCCUGGACAUAAGGGUAUCUCCUGGACAAUCAGGGCUCAGAGGGUAGGUUCCUAGACAAUCAGGUUGUAGGGGGUAGGUCCUGGCCAGUUGGGAGUCAGGAGAAUUCUGCUGGCCAAUCAAUAUCUCAACUAAUUGAUCUUGGAGCCUCUUCUAGUCAUUCAAGGCCUAGAGGGCAGAAUCUCCAGGUUAUUUGGCAUCUUUGAGGGUAUCUUUUGGCCAAUCAGGGUCUUAGAGGUGUAUCUUAGCUAAACAGGGUCUGGGGUGCAUUUCCUAAUGAAUCAGGGUCUUGGGGUAUCCUUCAGCCAACCUGGGCUGUGAUCCCAUUUCUGAGUUAGAGGGCAAGGACAUGACCUUCCCCAUGAGGCCUUAGUUCUGAUUUCUUUGGCCCUAGGGUGUUUCUCCCUAAAGAGACACCAGAAAACUAAACAAAACAAAACAAACAAACAAACAAAAAACUUCCAGUUUUUUUCCAGUUGACUUUAGAGGAGGUCCUGGGCCCAGAGACACUGGGGUCUUGGACCAGGAGCUGGGAGAGGAGGCAUAUAACAUGCCCUUUGCCACAGGUGCAAACCACUUUGAAUGGUCUCGGUGCCCCUGCCCACUGAAGCCUGGGCCUGCUCUCUCAGCAAGUCCUCUAAGUGAAGCAGGACACAGCCUCCCCUUCUCUUCACUGACUGGGUUCCUUUUGUCCUAGCCUGAUGAGAGAGCCAAGGACAGUCCUUAGCAUUUCUGUGGCCCUGUGCUUUCCAGGGGCCUUUUUCUUCAAUCCGUACAACUUGGAAGUGUUUGGCCCCAAUGUUUGGCACUGAAAAUGGGAAGAAAAGGAGAGGGAGAAAUGAUUGUGUGCUAUGAGGGAUCCCUGGACUGAGACCCUGGGUUCUAGUCUCAACUCUGCUGCUAAUUCACUAUUGGACCUUGGGCAAGUAACUUUCUCUCUAUGGGGUCUCAUUUUCGUCUUCUAUAAAUUGAAGGGUUUGGACUCAAUGAUCUCUGAGGUCUCUUCCAGCCCAGACAUUCUGUUUCUGACCCCAUGCCCUUUACUUUCCCUCUCUUUUUCAAUUCCCAUUCUGGGCAGGCAUGGCCUGGGAACUAAUGACUAGACAACUCAGCUCUAUCAGGAUAGGCAAAGACCUCUCCCAGACCCCUUCUCCCCAGUCCUUCCAAUACCUCUUUCUUCCCAAGGCUGUGAUUGGCAGUUAAGGGGGGAGCACCCCCACUCCUGAGGGGGUAAACAUCCAAUUGGAUUCAUCCCCUCCGCCCUGCCCCCUUACAGCUGCUAAUCUCCUUGACAAUUAAAUCGACAGUGCCUCAUCUCCUCUUCUCCAUUUGUUCCCCAUCCCACCUCCCCAAUUUGAUGAUGUCUCAUUCUCACCUCAGUGAGGUCCCUUCCCACCUGCUGAGUGAUUUUCCACUAGUUUGGGAAGAAACUUAUGGCUGCAGGCUCGACUUAUACCCAGAUUCCAGAAAAAGGAAAUGGGCAUUCUAACUGGAAUUGGAAUUUUGUUUGCACAUCCCUUCUGUCUGGAGGGGUUAAAAGCCCUACUAACCAAAAAGCCAACUGGCUACUCAAGUAGCAGAAGAGGGAAUGAGGAGUAAGAGCACUUGGGUUCCAGGUUCCCUUCCUUCUGACCUGUCACUUAAUUGCUGGCUCUGUUUUUUUCCCUAAACUGUGGCUACUGUGGCACAAAGUGGGCAGCCCCAAAGGAGCUGGUGGGGAUAGAGUGGGUAUCCCUAGCUACUCAGCAUGCCAUUUAGUUCCUAAGCAUCAAGAUGAAGGACAUGGGAUAUGUGAUAAAGCAUUCCUGGAUGUGUCUCUUUGGAGGGUGUCUGGGGGGCCAUGUAGAACAAGGCAGGUUGGGGACAGAUGCUAGGCUAGCACAUGGGUCAGGAAGUGUACGUUUUGUUCUUGGGUGUCAGCACAAGCCUUCCCCUCACCACCACCACCACCACUCAAUUUCCUCAGCCCUGAAAGGUGGUUUUGUAAUGGUUUGUACAGGAAUAAAUAUUAUUAAGCUGUCA
This is a messenger RNA of Vombatus ursinus (common wombat), 3061 nucleotides long. RefSeq names its product ST6 N-acetylgalactosaminide alpha-2,6-sialyltransferase 6 (gene ST6GALNAC6). Lineage: Eukaryota; Metazoa; Chordata; Mammalia; Diprotodontia; Vombatidae. Gene Ontology annotation, molecular function: alpha-N-acetylgalactosaminide alpha-2,6-sialyltransferase activity. Bases 154 to 1053 code for a protein of 299 amino acids. Gene Ontology annotation, biological process: oligosaccharide metabolic process; ganglioside biosynthetic process. The transcript has 6 exons. The record is from RefSeq and is a predicted model, not a curated record.